ACCAACUGUAACUACAUGAGAGAGAGCCCGCCCGUUCUGAGCACCCUUUCUUUCUGUAAAAGUUUCUCUACCAAUGCGCUCUUGACAACGACAUGAACUCCAGCUCUCCCAACCCUAAACCCAUGGCCUCGUUAACUUCUGGUGAUGGCUCAGGCAAGAAGGUCAGGAAACCCUACACCAUCACCAAGUCCAGAGAGAGCUGGACCGAGGAAGAGCACGACAAAUUUCUCGAAGCUCUUCAACUAUUUGACCGUGACUGGAAAAAAAUUGAAGAUUUUGUUGGUUCAAAGACAGUGAUUCAGAACUGCCUCUCAUGGCAUUAUGCCUCACCAAAAAAGAUUAGGAGUCAUGCCCAGAAAUACUUUUUAAAGGUCCAAAAGAAUGGGACAGUAGCACAUGUGCCACCGCCUCGCCCAAAGCGCAAAGCUAUUCAUCCUUACCCACAAAAGGCACCAACAAAUGUUUUAGUGCCAUUGCAAGCGUCUGUGGCAUAUCCUUCUUCAUUGCAUUCCCUUGUGCCUGUAUAUUCUCCAUGGGAUGAGACUUCCAUGCUUAUAAACACUGCAACAAGUGGAAUCGCUCCACCCCAAGAUGAAUACAGUCUUCACAUGGUUGAAGAUGAUAUUGGAUCAAAGGGGGUGGCAAAGAUUAGUAACAGUGAUGUUUGUGGCAUUGGAAGGUCAAGCAGAACACUGCCAAGCUCUGAGUUACAGAAGCAAAGAAAACAAGGUUCUGCACUUCAUGGUAUACCAGAUUUUUCUGAAGUGUACACCUUUAUUGGCAGUGUCUUUGAUCCAGACUCUGAGGGUCAAAUAGAGAAGCUCAAGGAGAUGGAUCCCAUUAAUUUUGAAACUGUAUUAUUGUUGAUGAGAAACCUCACUAUCAACUUGUCUAGCCCUGAUUUUGAGCCAAUUAGAGAGGUCCUGUCAUCAUAUGAUGCCAAUAGCAAAUCCGUUGGGGUUGCUGCUGGAAGUCCUGGGAAGGUGCAAAGCACUGAUUUAUCUUGCUGAACUGCAUCAAUUUUGAGAUGCACGAUGCUUUCCUGCUCAGCGUGCCUUGUAGUCUAGAAGUCUUAGAAUGGCAACAAUGGCCCCGAAGGACUACCAAAUAGAAGGGAAGUUUCCUCCCUGCUUGGAGGCCUUUACGGAUCAAAAUGUUCAGAUGCUCCAAUUGAAUGUGUUUUGCUAUUUGUAAUGAUUGCUCCUAUACCAUAUGCUCUUCAAUUUUGCAUGGUGCAUUUUGCCCAAGCCGAUGUAACUACGAAAAGGGGAAAAAAAAAUCUAUGUUCAGUAUAUGUAAUAAAGUUCCAAGCUCCAUUAACCUUGAGAGGGUAGGGAGUCCUGUGAGAGGGAUGAGAGACGAGAGGCGAGCUCAUGAUGGGGUGUAGAAAUGUCGAGAUUACAGUCCAACGUAUGUAAGGCAUAUAUUCUGAAAAUAAGAAGCUAUACAACAAAAUUAGCACUGUGUUUUCA
Messenger RNA from Vitis riparia (riverbank grape), 1472 nucleotides. RefSeq names its product protein REVEILLE 8-like. Lineage: Eukaryota; Viridiplantae; Streptophyta; Magnoliopsida; Vitales; Vitaceae. Gene Ontology annotation, molecular function: DNA binding. The transcript is spliced from 10 exons. The coding region runs from base 93 to 1010 and encodes 305 amino acids. The record is from RefSeq and is a predicted model, not a curated record.